AUGUCUGGCGGCCGCAUUGUCGUGUACCUCUUGAGGCGAGACCUCCGAACUGCUGACAACCCCCUCUUCCAUUAUCUGUCCAGAACUGGCGGCAAACAUGGCUAUACCCACCUGUUGCCUGUGUAUGUCCUGCCUCCUGACCAAAUGGAACUUUCUGGCUUGGUCAAAGAUGGGGAGACAUUCCCCUAUUCUUAUUCGCUGUCCGAGGUCUCGAGAAUUUGGAAAUGUAGCCCUCACCGUGCCAGGUUCCUGGCCGAGUCGGUCUGGGAUCUGAAAUCCAAGCUGGAAGCCCUCGGAUCCGGCUUGAUUAUUCCGGCCGGCAGCUUCCCAGAUGUCUUGGAGAGCAUCGUCCAGCAUUACGCCGACCACAAUGAUGGCCCUCAAGUCGCGGCUGUGUGGCUCACCGAGGGCUUUCUUCCGGAGGAAGUCAUUGAACAGCAAGCGAUGGCUUCUUUCUGUGAGAAAGUCGGAGUUCGGUUCACUCCGUUUCGCGACCACAGGUGGUUUAUCGAUAAGUAUGUUGACCCAGCUGCGCCAUUGUAA
Trichoderma citrinoviride is the source of this 543-nucleotide messenger RNA. Its product is annotated as DNA photolyase. The coding region runs from base 1 to 543 and encodes 180 amino acids. Gene Ontology annotation, biological process: photoreactive repair. The transcript has a single exon. Gene Ontology annotation, molecular function: damaged DNA binding; deoxyribodipyrimidine photo-lyase activity; FAD binding. Lineage: Eukaryota; Fungi; Ascomycota; Sordariomycetes; Hypocreales; Hypocreaceae. The record is from RefSeq and is a predicted model, not a curated record.